Molecule: messenger RNA, 1339 nt
Organism: Condylura cristata (star-nosed mole)
Lineage: Eukaryota; Metazoa; Chordata; Mammalia; Eulipotyphla; Talpidae
Gene: TSPAN13
Product: tetraspanin 13
Exons: 6
Coding region: 227-841 (204 amino acids)
Cellular component (GO): membrane
Source: RefSeq, a predicted model, not a curated record
GCUCCCACUUGAGCUCCCGCUGCGGCGGCCGCAGGUUCUGGAGAGCGGGUCCGAGUAGUAGCCGCGGGCGCGCCGCGCACUGCAGCCCCAGCCCUCGGCCCUCUACCCCUCUCUGUGCGGCUGCCUCGCCUCGGCCAGGCCCCAAACGCAAGGACAAAGAGGCUGUCCCGAAGGCUCUGCUGGAGCCAAAUUUACCUGCAGUUGCCGGGAACCAGAAGGCUCCAAAAUGGUUUGCGGAGGCUUCGCGUGUUCCAAGAACUGCCUGUGCGCGCUCAACCUACUCUACACGUUGGUUAGUCUGUUGCUGAUUGGCAUCGCUGCAUGGGGCAUUGGCUUUGGGCUGAUUUCCAGUCUCCGUGUGGUGGGCGUGGUCAUCGCAGUGGGCAUCUUCUUGUUCCUGAUCGCUUUAGUGGGACUGAUCGGAGCCGUAAAACACCAUCAGGUGUUGUUAUUUUUUUACAUGAUUAUUCUCCUACUUGUCUUUCUUGUUCAAUUUUCUGUAUCUUGUGCUUGUUUAGCCCUGAAUGAGGAGCAACAGGGUCAACUUCUAGAAGUUGGCUGGAACAAUACAGCAAGCGCUCGAGAUGACAUUCAGAGAAACUUAAACUGCUGUGGAUUUCGAAGUUUUAACACAAAUGACACCUGUCCAGCUAGUUGUGUUAAAAGCAGCCACCUGUGCUCACCAUGUGCUCCGAUAAUAGGAAGAUAUGCUGGAGAGGUUUUGAGAUUUGUUGGUGGCAUUGGCCUCUUCUUCAGUUUUACAGAGAUCCUGGGUGUUUGGCUGACCUACCGAUACAGGAACCAGAAAGAUCCUCGUGCUAAUCCCAGUGCAUUCCUUUGAUGAGGAAACAAGGAAUAUCUUUCAUAUUCUGAUCUUGUUCACUUUCUUUGACUUUAAAGUUAAGCUAAUUUGCCUGUUUAAGGAAACAGUAUCUGAAAAAUUACAUUAUUGACAGUGGAAGUAUAUAUUUUUACUCUUAUGUUUCUCUAAAUGUUUUUCUUUUUCCAUUGCUGAAACAAAAUUGAAAAUUGUGGUCUCUGAACCUCAGUGGUACCUGUUAUCUACUGUAUUCACAGUGUCUGGCACUGUCCACUGUGGCCUUUCUUAGCAUUUUUACCUGCAGAAAAACUUUGUAUGGCACUAUUGUGUUGAUCAUAUUGUGAUCUAAAUAUACAUCUCACUGGAAUAAUUAAUUGUAGCGCUCUGCUGUUGUAGAUAGUUCCUGUUGGAAAAAAAGAGCCGAAGUUUAUUAAAACCAGAAAAUAUAAGAUUCUAUUAUGUUAAGUUCAGUAAGGGGAAUCCAGAUUCCCAAUUUUUUUUUAUCUUUAUAGGAAAGAU